AUGCUCGCUCUGUCACUAAUAUUUUUAUUCUUUUUCUCUAUGUAUCUAUCUCUCUUGGCGCAAAUGGAGAAAUUCAAAUACCUGGGAAUCUUCUCUCCAACAUUGAAUGGUUGUCAUGAGAUCAGGGCUCGAUUAGAAGCCGAAGUUUGUCCCCUAACAAACUUACCUACCUUUCUAUCUAUCUAUCUAUCUAUCUAUCUAUCUAUCUAUCUAUCUAUCUAUCUAUCUAUCUCAACCAUCAGUAAAUCAAUAUUUACAUAUUCCUACCCUUUUUCUUAUUCGAUUCUAUCUUUCUUUUUCUCUUGUCUUUUUCGUCAUCUAUCUUUUUGUUUUCAUUUUCAUUGUUAUCUAUCUAUCUCAAUCCGUUUUUCUAUCUAUCUAUCUAUCUAUCUAUCUAUCUAUCUAUCUAUCUAUCUAUCUGUCUGUCUGUCUGUCUCUGUGACUUUGGCAGUUUGUUCAUAUCUAUCUAUCUAUCUAUCUAUCUAUCUAUCUAUCUAUCUAUCUAUCUUUCUUUCUUUCUAUGACAGUCUGUUCAUAUCUAUCUAUCUAUCUAUCUAUCUAUCUAUCUAUCUAUAUAUAUAUAUAUAUAUAUAUAUAUGUAUAUCUUUUGUUCAUAUCUAUCUAUCUAUCUAUCUAUCUAUGACAGUCUGUUCAUUCAUUUUUCCUUCAUAUUUUUUUUUGCUUCAACCCUUCCACCUUUGUUACUUGUCUUUCGUUCAUCCGAUGCGUUAUUGCAAUCCAUUGAUUGUUUUCUUCCAAUCUCUUCGUUCCUUUGAUUUUUUAUCAUCCAUUCUUUCAUUCUCUCAUCCAUUCAUUCUUUUAUUCUCUCAUCCAUCCAUUCUUUCAUUCUCUCAACCAUUCAUUCUUUUAUUCUCUCAUCCGUCCAUUCUUUCAUUCUCUCAUCCAUCCAUUCUUUCAUUCUCUCAAACAUCCAUUCUUUCCUUCUCUCAUCCAUCCAUUCUUUCAUUCUCUCAUCCAUUCAUUCUUUUAUUCUCUCAUCCAUCCAUUCUUUCAUUCUCUCAACCAUUCAUUCUUUCAUUCUCUCAUCCAUUCAUUCUUUUAUUCUCUCAUCCGUCCAUUCUUUCAUUCUCUCAUCCAUCCAUUCUUUCAUUCUCUCAAACAUCCAUUCUUUCCUUCUCUCAUCCAUCCAUUCUUUCAUUCUCUCAACCAUUCAUUCUUUCAUUCUCUCAUCCAUCCAUUCUUUCAUUCUCUCAUCCAUCCAUUCUCAUUCUCUCCAUCCAUCCAUUCUUUCAUUCUCAUCCAUCCAUUCAUUCUCUCAUCCAUCCAUUCUUUCAUCCAUCCAUUCUUUCAUUCUCACAUCCAUCCAUUCAUUUUCAUCCAUUCUUUCAUUCAUCCAUCCAUUCUUUCAUUCUCACAUCCAUCCAUUCUUUCAUUCUCUCAUCCAUCCAUUCUUUCAUUCUCUCAUCCAUCCAUUCUUUCAUUCUCUCAUCCAUCCAUUCUUUCAUUCUCUCAUCCAUCCAUUCUUUCAUUCUCUCAUCCAUCCAUUCUUUCAUUCUCUCCAUCCAUCAUUCAUUUUCAUUCUCUCAUCCAUCCAUUCUUUCAUUCUCUCAUCCAUCCAUUCUUUCAUUCUCUCAUCCAUCCAUCCAUUCUUUCAUUCUCUCAUCCAUUCAUUCUUUCAUUCUCUCAUCCAUCCAUCCAUUCUUUCAUUCUCUCAAACAUCCAUUCUUUCAUUCUCUCAUCCAUCCAUUCUUUUCUUCUCAUCCAUCCAUUCAUUUUCAUUCACUCAUCCAUCCGUUCUUUCAUUCUCUCAUCCAUCCAUUCUUUCAUUCUCUCAUCCAUCCGUUCUUUCAUUCUCUCAUCCAUCCAUUCUUUUAUUCUCUCAUCCAUCCAUUCUUUCAUUCACUCAUCCAUCCGUUCUUUCAUUCUCUCAUCCAUCCAUUCUUUCAUUCACUCAUCCAUCCGUUCUUUCAUUCUCACAUCCAUCCAUUCUUUCAUUCUCUCAUCCAUUCAUUCUUUCAUUCUCUCAUCCAUCCAUUCUUUCAUUCUCUCAUCCAUCCAUUCUUUCAUUCUCACAUCCAUCCAUUCUUUCAUUCACUCAUCCAUCCGUUCUUUCAUUCUCUCAUCCAUCCAUUCUUUCAUUCUCUCAUCCAUCCGUUCUUUCAUUCUCUCAUCCAUCCAUUCUUUUAUUCUCUCAUUCAUCCAUUCUUUCAUUCACUCAUCCAUCCGUUCUUUCAUUCUCUCAUCCAUCCAUUCUUUCAUUCACUCAUCCAUCCGUUCUUUCAUUCUCUCAUCCAUCCGUUCUUUCAUUCUCUCAUCCAUCCAUUCAUUCAUUCUCUCAUCCAUCCGUUCUUUCAUUCUCUCAUCCAUCCAUUCUUUCAUUCUCUCAUCCAUUCAUUCUUUCAUUCUCUCAUCCAUCCAUUCUUUCAUUCUCUAACCGGACGCGUUCUUUUAUUCAUUGCCUGUAACUUUUUUAUGCUUUAUUUACUGGAAAAUAUUUCUUUGUAUGUUUCUUCACUUAAUUUAUCGUAUUUUAUAUACUUUCGGUAUUAUUGUCUGCACUAUUUUUAUAAAUCAGUUGUCUCAUUUGUUUUACGAUGUUUCUUUUUUUUUUCUCUCUCUCUUUUUACAAGAAACCAUUCUCAUAUGACAUGGCACAGAGGGGAAGGAAUGAAUUUAAGGAUAAAUGACAUUUUGAUGCCUGUCUCUCUCUCUCUCUCUCUCUCUCUCUCUCUCUCUCUCUCUCUCUCUCAAUCUCUCACUCUCUGA
Messenger RNA from Acanthosepion pharaonis, 2727 nucleotides. NCBI's taxonomy places the organism in Eukaryota, Metazoa, Mollusca, Cephalopoda, Sepiida, Sepiidae. The record is from the annotation of a GenBank genome assembly.